Molecule: messenger RNA, 775 nt
Organism: Trypanosoma grayi
Lineage: Eukaryota; Euglenozoa; Kinetoplastea; Trypanosomatida; Trypanosomatidae
Product: protein kinase
Exons: 1
Biological process (GO): protein phosphorylation
Molecular function (GO): protein kinase activity; ATP binding
Source: RefSeq, a predicted model, not a curated record
AUGAUGGAGACGUUGCAUGAGAAGUGGGUGCUGGGGCGGGAAGUGGUGCUCGCGGAUGCUCUUGGGGCUGGUGCGAACGGCACUGUGUACCUUGCCACGCCUGUGAAUGCGUCGGAUGAGGCGAAUCAGUUCUCUUACCCGUCGCGGUUUGUGGUGAAGGUGAUCAGGAAGGGGACGUGGCCGCCCGGCUAUGCGGAGGCCAUCAUGAAGGAAAUCAACGCUGUGCGGUCACUGCGGCACCCCUUCAUUGUGAGCUACGUGGGCGCGUGGAUGGAGGCGGGCUUUGGGGAGCACCGCGGCGCCGUGUGCCUCGCCAUGACGUACUGCGACGGCGGCGACAUGCACAACAUGAUCCGCGAGUACAGCAAGCGUGACGAGUACGUGCCGGGUGAUCUUGUGGUGAGGAUCAUGAUGCAGGUCCUCUCCGCGCUGAACCACAGCCACGCGCACCACAUCAUCCACCGUGACAUCAAGCCCGCGAAUCUCUUCCUCGUCCGCGACGGCGGCGCCAGCAGCAGCGGCGUGGCGAAGGCGCUCGUCGGCGACUACGGGCUGGCGCGCCCGCUCGAGUUGACGGUGGAGAUGGCGAGGACGCGCGUCGGCACGCCGUGCUACUGCUCGCCGGAGAUUGUGGCCGGCGAGGCGUACACCACCAAGACGGACGUGUUCUCCGCCGGCGUGACGUUCUUCGAGCUCAUGACGAGGCGGCGGCCGUUCUGGGAGAAGGGCUACACGGAGCAGCAGGCGUUCUACGCGAUUCUGCACACGGACCCGA